Molecule: messenger RNA, 7763 nt
Organism: Centruroides sculpturatus (bark scorpion)
Lineage: Eukaryota; Metazoa; Arthropoda; Arachnida; Scorpiones; Buthidae
Product: zinc finger protein 729-like
Exons: 15
Coding region: 441-6059 (1872 amino acids)
Biological process (GO): regulation of transcription by RNA polymerase II
Cellular component (GO): nucleus
Molecular function (GO): RNA polymerase II transcription regulatory region sequence-specific DNA binding; DNA-binding transcription factor activity, RNA polymerase II-specific
Source: RefSeq, a predicted model, not a curated record
UUUUAUUAAAUUAUUUCAAUUGUUUGUUUGAAUAUUUUAAAAAACAAUAGUGUAUAAAUUCCAAUACAGAUUGUAAGAAAGAGAGAAUAAAAGAGGAGAUUUGUGAUACUAAAUAUGAUAUAAAAUCGGAAUGUAAAGUUGUUUUGAGAAGAUUGAAUAUCAAAGUAAAAACUGAAGACUGUGAAGUUGUUCAUCUCCGAGAUGAAUACCAAGAUGUAAAGCCUGUCAAGAACGAGUUUUUCACUCCCGACGAAAUUAUUAACUGGAAUGAAACAAACGUACAAAUUAAGGAUGAAAAACAAAGUAAAGAAGAUGAUAUUCAAGAGAAUUCAAAUAGAGAGAAGCGUUAUAAGAAUAAUAUCAAGAAAACGAAAUACAUUCCUUCCGUUAGAAAAUGCAAUCAAGUGCAAAAAAAGAUUAAAAGGAAAUACUUCAGGGUUAUGCUUGCAUCUGAUUCUAAACAAAAAUUCACGUGUGACUUGUGUAAACAGACAUUUAUAAAUAAGGAAAUAUUAGAAGCGCAUCUGUUUUUUCAUGUUGGAAAGAAACCAUUUAGUUGUUCAACCUGCAAUGAGAAGUUUUCGUGGCAAUUUCUUUUACGAAGACACAUGAAAGAACACAAGAAUGGAAAUCAAGUUGGUGUGCAAUCAUCUUCAAAAUAUUGUAAAGGAUCUAAUAUUCAGGGGAAAAUCUGUCAAUCUGAUAUUUCUGAUAAACGCCUUCGAUCAAAGUACCGUUUACAGACAAACAAAAGAAAACACAUACGUCCUCGGUGUAAGAUAUGUAAGAAAGAAUUUAAAUACGAAUCUCGUUUGAGACGUCACGAAAUAACUCAUAGUGAAAACCGUCCUUUCAAAUGCGAUAUUUGUAAUAAGUGUUAUAAAACGAAAACACAUUUAAAAGUUCAUUAUGAACUUCAUACUGAACAAUAUAACUAUUCUUGUGAGAUAUGUAAGAGACGUUUUAAGACUAAACACUAUGUGAGUCAUCAUAAAAGGGUUGUUCAUGACGAUGACUUUAAUCAAUGUGACAUAUGUAAGAAAACAUUUAAAUCAAAACUGACUUUAAAAUUGCAUAGUGUUAUACACAGCGAUGAAUACAAAUAUUCUUGUGAUAUUUGUAACAAACAUUUUAAAACGAAAGCCUCUUUGAGAUACCAUAAGAUUAUUCACAGCGAUAGAAGUAUGUAUGUAUGUGAAAUAUGUAACGCAGGUUUUAAUUAUAAACCAGCAUUUGUCAGACAUCGCUUGAUUGAACAUGAAAAGAUGUUUGUAUGCAAAUAUUGUAAUAAACCAUUCAAAACGGAAAAUAUUAUGAAAGCGCAUUCGAAAAUUCAUAUUAAAAGAUGUAAUGUUUGUAAUAAGGAAUUUAAAAAUAAACGCUGCUUUAUUAAUCAUCAGAAAAGUCAUUUCAUAAAACCGUUUGUUUGCGAGGUAUGUAAAAAGCACUUCUAUAGUAAAAAAAAUCUCUUAAGGCACGAAGGGAUUCAUGUAAAAAAACGUUAUCCUUGCAUUAAUUUUAAGGAUGAAAAACAAAGUAAAGAAGAUGAUAUUCAAGAGAAUUCAAAUAGAGAGAAGCGUUAUAAGAAUAAUAUCAAGAAAACGAAAUACAUUCCUUCCGUUAGAAAAUGCAAUCAAGUGCAAAAAAAGAUUAAAAGGAAAUACUUCAGGGUUAUGCUUGCAUCUGAUUCUAAACAAAAAUUCACGUGUGACUUGUGUAAACAGACAUUUAUAAAUAAGGAAAUAUUAGAAGCGCAUCUGUUUUUUCAUGUUGGAAAGAAACCAUUUAGUUGUUCAACCUGCAAUGAGAAGUUUUCGUGGCAAUUUCUUUUACGAAGACACAUGAAAGAACACAAGAAUGGAAAUCAAGUUGGUGUGCAAUCAUCUUCAAAAUAUUGUAAAGGAUCUAAUAUUCAGGGGAAAAUCUGUCAAUCUGAUAUUUCUGAUAAACGCCUUCGAUCAAAGUACCGUUUACAGACAAACAAAAGAAAACACAUACGUCCUCGGUGUAAGAUAUGUAAGAAAGAAUUUAAAUACGAAUCUCGUUUGAGACGUCACGAAAUAACUCAUAGUGAAAACCGUCCUUUCAAAUGCGAUAUUUGUAAUAAGUGUUAUAAAACGAAAACACAUUUAAAAGUUCAUUAUGAACUUCAUACUGAACAAUAUAACUAUUCUUGUGAGAUAUGUAAGAGACGUUUUAAGACUAAACACUAUCCUGUCAAGAACGAGUUUUUCACUCCCGACGAAAUUAUUAACUGGAAUGAAACAAACGUACAAAUUAAGGAUGAAAAACAAAGUAAAGAAGAUGAUAUUCAAGAGAAUUCAAAUAGAGAGAAGCGUUAUAAGAAUAAUAUCAAGAAAACGAAAUACAUUCCUUCCGUUAGAAAAUGCAAUCAAGUGCAAAAAAAGAUUAAAAGGAAAUACUUCAGGGUUAUGCUUGCAUCUGAUUCUAAACAAAAAUUCACGUGUGACUUGUGUAAACAGACAUUUAUAAAUAAGGAAAUAUUAGAAGCGCAUCUGUUUUUUCAUGUUGGAAAGAAACCAUUUAGUUGUUCAACCUGCAAUGAGAAGUUUUCGUGGCAAUUUCUUUUACGAAGACACAUGAAAGAACACAAGAAUGGAAAUCAAGUUGGUGUGCAAUCAUCUUCAAAAUAUUGUAAAGGAUCUAAUAUUCAGGGGAAAAUCUGUCAAUCUGAUAUUUCUGAUAAACGCCUUCGAUCAAAGUACCGUUUACAGACAAACAAAAGAAAACACAUACGUCCUCGGUGUAAGAUAUGUAAGAAAGAAUUUAAAUACGAAUCUCGUUUGAGACGUCACGAAAUAACUCAUAGUGAAAACCGUCCUUUCAAAUGCGAUAUUUGUAAUAAGUGUUAUAAAACGAAAACACAUUUAAAAGUUCAUUAUGAACUUCAUACUGAACAAUAUAACUAUUCUUGUGAGAUAUGUAAGAGACGUUUUAAGACUAAACACUAUAUAAAAGAGGAGCCAGAAUUAGAACAUUCGGAUGUUACAUUUGAACCUGUAUUAAAGAAUGAAAAGGAACAACUUAAGACGAAUUACGAGCAAUUUUGUAAAAUAAUUAAAUCAGAGCCUUUAGAAUAUCGAGACGAUGACGAUGUUGAGAUAAAUAUUUAUAAAAAAUCAAUUUCAAACAGUUCCGAUAUGUGGAGUCAUUACGGUUAUAACAGUGAAAUAGAUUGUAAGAAAGAGAAAAUAAAAGAGGAGAAUUGCGAUACUAAAUACGAUAUAAAAUCAGAAUGUAAAGUUGUUUUGAAAAGAUUGAAUUUUAAAGUAAAAUCUGAAGAUUGUAAUGGAGUUUAUCUCCCAGAUGAAUACGAAGAUUUAAAGCCUGUCAAGAAUGAAUUCUUCACUCUGGACGAAAACUUUCACAGGAAUGAAUUGAAUAUCCAAAUUAAGCAAGAAGAACAGACAAAGCAAUACGAUAAUCCGCACAAUUCAAAUACAGAGAAGCGUUAUAAGAAUAAUAUCAAGAAAACGAAAUACGUUCCUUCCGUUAGAAAAUGCAAUCAAGUGAAAGAAAAGAUUAAAAGGAAAUACUUCAGGAUUAUGCUUGCAUCUCGUUCUAAACAAAAAUUCACCUGUGAUUUCUGUAAACAGACAUUUAUUAAUAAGGGAAUAUUAAAAGCGCAUUUGUUAUUUCAUGUUGGAAAGAAACCAUUCCGCUGCUCAACUUGCAAUCAGAAGUUUUCGUGGCAAUUUCUUUUACGAAGGCACGUGAGAGAACACAACACUGAAAACCAAAUCGAAAUCGAUAAUAGAAAAGUUCGUACGAAGUCGUCUCCAAAAAAACGUAAAAAAUCUAAUACUGGACGAAAACGGCUUCAAUGUGAUAUUUGCAAUCAACGCGCUUGGUCGAAGGAUCGUUUAGAGAGACAUAUGAGAAAACACAUACCUCAUCGUUGUAAGAUAUGUAACAAAGAGUUUAAAUUCGAAUGUCGUUUGAGAACUCACGAAGAGGCGCAUAAUAAAAACCGACCUUUCAAAUGCGAUAUUUGUAAUAAGUAUUAUAAAACAAAAAACUGUUUGAAAAGACAUUACGAAAUUCACAGUGAACGACGUAACUAUUCCUGUGACUUAUGUAACAAGCGUUUUAAAACAAAACGCUCUUUGGCACAUCAUAAAGUCAUUCAUAGCAACGAGUUUAAUUAUUCUUGUGAAGUAUGUAAGAAACGUUUUAAACGCAAUUCUGAUUUUAAAAACCAUGUCGAUCUACACACAAACGAAUACAAGUAUUCUUGUGAUAUAUGUAACAAAAAGUUUAAAAUUAAACACUAUUUGAAACGGCAUCAAUACUAUCAUAUCGACAGAAAUAAGUACGUUUGUGACAUAUGUAAAACAGGUUUUAAACUUAAAAAAUAUUUGGUAACUCAUCGCUAUGUUCAACACGAAGGUAUGCUCGUAUGCAAAUAUUGUACUGCGCCAUUCAGAACCGAAAAUAUGUUGAAAGCUCAUUUGAAAAAUCACAUUGAAAAGUGUAACGUUUGUAAUAAGGAAUUUAAAACUAAAUACCAGUUAGCUCUUCAUCAGAAAAGUCAUUAUGAGGUAAAACCGUUUCUUUGCGAGACGUGUAACAGAGGAUUUCGAAGUAAACACCAGUUAAAGCGUCACGAAAGUUAUCAUAAUCAAGAUAAUUAUCGUCAUGUUUGUGAGAUAAUUAUGGAAAAUCAGUAUCAAGGAGUAACAGAGAGUUCUAAUAUUUGGAAUAAUUCUGGUUGUAAUAGUGAAGAUUAUAAGAAAGAAGAAACAGACAGGAAUUAUGAUGCUAAAUAUCUUAUUAAAUCAGAAUGUCGAGUUGUUUUGAAGAGAUUGAAUAUUAAAGUAGAGAUUGAAGAUGGUAAAGAAGUUAUUCUCCUUCCAGAUGAAUACAAACACUUAAAUCUUAUCAAGAAGAUUAAUUUCUUCAUUCCCAACAAAACAUUUAACAGAAAUAAAGUGAACGUCCAAAUUAACAAGGAUGAACAGAAUAAGGAACAUCGCAUUUCAAAAAGAACAAAGAGUUAUAAAGAUGAGACCAACAGGAAGAGGUUUCGUUUUUCAGUUAAAAACUUCAAUAAAAUACAAUGGAAUAUUAAAAAGAAGUACUUCAAGAUAUUGUGUGCAUUUCAUUCUAAAGAAAAGUUCGCAUGUAAUUUAUGUACACAGCCUUUCACAAAUUACAAAGUAUUAAGAGCUCAUCUGUUCUUUCAUAUUGGAAACAAACCAUUUCAAUGCACAACCUGCAAUCAGAUGUUUUACUGGGAAUUUGUUUUACGAAGACACAAGAAAGAACACUACAAUAAAAUGCAAAUGUUACAAAAGUCAUUAGAAGCCAGAAACACAAAAAUAUUUGAGUUGGCAACGUCAUCAAAAUUUCUUCUAGAACCUGUUGAGCAAUGGAAGCCCUUUGAAUGUGAGAUUUGUGGUAAGCGUGUUAUGUCACUGAGCCGAUUAGAGAAGCACUAUAAAACACAUUCAUCUUAUAUUUGUAGCAUAUGUAAAAGAGAAUUUAAACAGAUAUCUCAUUUGAGAAAUCAUCUGGUAGCGCAUAGUGAAGAUCGCCCGUUCAAAUGCAACAUUUGUAAUAAGGGUUUUAAAACGAAAAAAAAUUUAAAGGGUCAUGCUGAAACUCAUAGCAAUGAACAUAAAUAUUUCUGUAAUUUAUGUAAUAGGGGUUUUAAAACAAAAAAGGGUUUUAAAACUCAUAUUGAGGCUCAUGGUGACGAAUAUAAGUAUUCUUGUGAUAUAUGUGGCAGGAGUUUUAAAACGAAACCCUGUUUGGCAAAUCAUAAACUCAUUCACAACGAUAGAAGUUAUUUUUGUGAGGUAUGUAAUACAAGUUUUAAAACGCGGCGGGGUUUAAAGACUCAUGUUGAAAUACACAGUGACGAAUAUAAUUAUACUUGUCAGAUCUGUGACAGGAGUUUCAAAACAAAGAGCUGUUUAUAUGUUCAUAAGUUAGUACAUACCGAAGAACGUAAGCAUUUUUGUGAAAUAUGUGGUCAAACUUUUAAACAUAAAAGUGCUUUAGUAAGACAUCGCCUUGUUCAACAUAAAGUGUAGGCAAGUAAAAAGAUUUUGUCGAAAACUAUUUGAAAACUAAACUUAUAUUGAGAAGUUUACUUUAUAAAAAGGAAUCGAAAAAUUAACACAAGUUAAAUUGAUUACCAGAAAACACGCCUUGACGUCAGACUACUUUAUUGUGAGAUAUGUAAUAUACAUUCUACACUAAAAAACUUCAUCAAAACUACCUAUGAUGAGUACAGUUUUCCUUAUAUUUAUGAAUCAUAGUAGGGUAUUUAUCUUACAACUGUCUUCUUAAGGCAUCAAGGUAUUCAUAUGACCAAACAUUGUUGCAACUAAUGUAAAAACAAAUUUUCAAACAAAAUAGACUGACUAAAAUAAAAUUGCAUGAUAACAUUUAAAAUGUUCUUGUUUAAAACUGCACACCAAGCAAUUUACCUGAUUAGUAUAUUAGAAGCAACAGACUUAUAGAAGAACUGAAGAUAUAUCUGUUGUUACAUUUGUAAAACAACAAUACUUUUCCUUCCACAGGAGGAAUAUAUCAAUGCAAAAUUUGCAAAAGGCCAUUUAGGAGUGUGUUAUAAAUAGUUAUAUGCGGAUAAAUACCGAUUCAAGCGUUAAGAAUUUGAUAAAUUCUGUUCGCAUAUUAAUUUAAAACUUCAAUACAAGGUCAUGUUUUACAAUAGGAUUUUUCUUGUGAAAUGCGUGAAACAAUUUAAACAAAACAUUAUUAAAUUAUAACUAUUCGGACUUACUUCAAUGUGGUAAAUAUAGAAGAUAUGCAUGAAAACGUAACAGUGUUUAAAAUAAAGAAGCACAUCAUUGAAGAUUUACUUUAUUACUUUUUUGAAUGGCAUUUCGUUUCAAAUACAAUUGGGGAAUUUUUGUUUCUAAAUAUAGGAAAAUCCUCAGAGAGAUAAAAGAUUGUUGUUUCUUUUCGAAAUUUUUACCAGGACAUCGUGCGACUUUGUCCUAUCGCGAAAGAAUCGAGGCAGAACCGGAAAGCAAGAGGCGAUUUUUGCAUCUGGACACGAAAGAUCAGGUGUUUGAAUGGCGCGUUAUAUCUUGAUGGACGCCCAGGCAAAUAAGAAUUAGCAGGCACAAUAUACCGUGUUGACUUUAGACAUUUUCCUAAAGGGAAAUAUAUUCUUAUAAAAGAUUGGUUUGGGGCCUCAGGCAAUUGUUGUUUUUGCCCGUAUGAUAACGCAGCAUUGAAUUGUUAAAUUUUGCUAUAUGGAAGAGACGAUCCUUGCACUUACAUGAAGAAGUGAUCUAAGAACUGCAGAAACAAAGCAAUUAAUGUCGAUUGCUUUGUUUCUUGUGCUUUUCUCAUGCUUAUUUCUUAUUAGGCUUGCAAAAUGCUCUUUUUUUAUUUUGUAUUUGUUUUUCCCCUACCGCUUAGCGAAAUGCUAAGCGCGCUCAAUUGCGUCAAGGAGCAUCAACAUUUUCAUUUUGACCUCACUGUAUCUCGAAAACGAUGUCAAUACCUCCACUUCUUAUUUAAUUUAUAUAUAUAUAUUUCUCAUCACAAUUAAUAGAAAACAGCAAAGUUUAAUCAAAAUAACGCAAUUAACUUUUGAGAAUAAAUGCAGUUCUAUACAUCACGUAGAAGAGAUUUCGCUGACGUUCCGCCUGAAAAAUGAAUUGUAAAAAUAACUUGUAUCAAAAUUUAAAUGUAUUCAGUUAUUUUGAUGAUAAAUCAUAAAUACGUUUGUAAAAUUAAUUUUUUUAAUAAAAUAAACU